This is a messenger RNA of Acanthaster planci (crown-of-thorns starfish), 5321 nucleotides long. It is a transcript of the gene c1orf43, whose product is annotated as chromosome 1 open reading frame 43. NCBI's taxonomy places the organism in Eukaryota, Metazoa, Echinodermata, Asteroidea, Valvatida, Acanthasteridae. The record is from RefSeq and is a predicted model, not a curated record.
GUCAUGCAUAUAACAGGUUUUUAUAUAUAACAGGUUUUAUAACAGGAAAAAUGUCAUAAUUAAACAUUUUUCAAAUCACCCUUGAGGCAGAAAGCAUGGUGACGAUAAUACCGGAAAUAUUUAAACAAUUCAUUGCAUGUGGUCUUUGGAAAUGGGAAAUACGUACUAUUAGCCAGAAUUAUGAAAACUAUUCUGGCAAAUUGAUUUCACUGAUGAAUGCGAUCUAAUUCUGUUUUUACAUGUGUGUGGGUCUCCUCCGUGCAUUAGCUUUUCACUUUCAGUUUGUUUUGUACAUUUUCAGGAGUGUUCCGCUCUUUUAUGCCAAAAUAACCAAUGUGUAUAUUUUUGAAAGUCUACUUGAAGAGUGUGUUCAUUUGCUGAAGGCUUAUUUAUUUUCCAAAACGCAGAUAGUAUUGUUACAUUGUUCCGCUCUUUUAUGCCAAAAUAACCAAUGUGUAUAUUUUUGAAAGUCUACUUGAAGAGUGUGUUCAUUUGCUGAAGGCUUAUUUAUUUUCCAAAACGCAGAUAGUAUUGUUACAUUGAUUUACAGUCUGUUUUUGAUCAGUAGGUCAUGUUUUCGUGUGCUCUAAUUUUGAACUUAACAGUGGUGCUGUAAAGACACAUGUGGAGUGUAUUGUAAUAUUAAUAUUGCAGAAUUUUAAGAAAUCCGAUAGGGGCCUGACAUAGCACAGAAGAGGGAAACAGGAAUUGACAGGCAUAGUUGUGUUUGCCAGCACUCUGGGUCUGUUCAGAUGGAGGGCUGGUUUUCAGCUAGCUCCAAUUCAGUUAACUGUGGAGCUAAAAGUGUCAGUGCGGUCCAACAUGUGUUCCUAUUCAUACUGUGAUGGUAAUGCUGGUGCUUGAGCGCAGUGGAGCUAAGAAUCCAUGGAAGGCUUGCCUGUCACCCUGUCUCUGUGCUUUACGUGAGCUACAAACAUACAUGUAUGGAUGAAACAUUUUGUUUCUAGGGAAUGGAUUGACAUUACUUCUUGCAGAUCCUUUCAUUUCCUCCUUGGAGUUGGACCAGUCAGAGGAUCAUCGGUACUGUUUGUUUCUGCAAGGACGGACUUUCCAUUGCAAGCAGACCGUUUUGAAUGUUAAGUAAAAUGAUAAUAAUAAAAUGAUUAGAAACCAUCCCAAAGUGCGAAUUCACUGUAUGGUAGACAAAAAGACUGUGGCUGGUCCUGAGCUCAGUUGUGUUCAAAUAACACCUAUUUUGGGUGAAGCUAGCUAGUUUGAGAGCUGUCUUAAGAUAGCUCCCAGCUGAAUAACUCCCAAUCAACAUACCUGUUGUAAAGCUGGUGUUUGGCCUCUUCUGCACGGCCGGACCAAAAGACCAUAUUAGAGCAACCUUGUACAUUUGUUGUGAUUAUUUAUUACUGUCAUUCAGAGUGGGGGAUUUCUUUUGUUCCCGGAAAGAAUUGCCUACUUGUUUUCAUCCAUACAAGAAUUUAUCCCCCCAAGAAAGGUGAUGAUACUACAUCUAAAGCAUGGCUCUUUCAAUUCCCAAAUAAAAGAGGCAACAUGUCAGCAGGGGGCUACUUGCCCACUGGAUACUCUACUUAUAUAAAGCACAAAAAGAGGCCUAUUUGUAUGUAAUGUAACAAAAAUUAUUUUUAAUUUUUUUUUUUUGGGGGGGGGGAGUUUGGGUUCCAUAUCUUACAUAAGUUUAACAGAAUGUUGAUGUACAUGAAUAGCAUACCCGCCAACCUGUCGUACUCCUUCCUGAGGUCAGGCAUCACCACAUAAUAGAUUAGAAUUUCAAUGAACUGAUCACCCAUUUGGACACCUUUUAAUCUAUUGUGUGGUAUUGUCAGACCUCAGGAAGGAGUAUGACAGGUUGGCAGGUCUGGCUCCAAACCUCACUUCACAGUACAUUACAUCUCUACAUGUGCACACCAUCGGCUCAAGAGAACAGUGGUUUCUUGUGAUCAGCCUUUGGUCUGUUAUAGAUUGAUCUCCAUACCAUUUGACCUGGUUCUAAAUUUUGGGCUGUGCUAUUAUUUUUCUGGUUCCAUCUAAUGGAACAGUCCAACUAGGUGUGGUGAAAUCAGGUAUUUGUCUGUAAAUGAUGCCAGGCUCACUAUUGUUUAAGAAUUCUUCUUCUUUACAUUGCUAGGGUCUGAGAAUGAAGCGGAUUGGUCCUUUGUUCUUUUGUUGCAGAAUUUUUUUUUAGGUUUUUAGGGUCUUGCAUGUUACGUGUUAACUUCAUUCCAAAGGAUUUGUUGGCAGCCCAUAUAAAACCAGGGUUCAGGAAAUUUCAGUAGGGAUUUUUUCUAACAGGGCACACCGGAGAACAUCCAAGUGGAAUGGUCCUGUCUACCAGGCUGUUUCUGCUCCUUGUUGUCAUUAUAUUCAUCAAGCGACAAAUCAUGCGGUUUUCUCUGAGCUCCCACCGAAGUCCCCAUGUUCCCAUUGGACACAGUGCCCCGAGAAGCCUACAGGUGGAAAUUGAGCAGAAACUGACGCACGUCUCGAGAAUGAAGUAUGAGCCACGACUGCUAGGAGAUGACGACUACAGAUUGAAAUUUCUCAGUGGAGAAAAUACCACUGGAGAGAAGUGCACCUAUAUCUACAGAAUGAAAGCUGUUGAUGCGUUGUCAAAAUUAGAUGAGCAGCUGAAAAAAAUUGAGUCUCGGAGAUUGCGGCCUCCAUGUGGGAACUUGAAGGAGUACAUUUUGAGUCUACGAGACCCUCCGCAUGCACCUCUUAAAGGAGCUUCCGUCAACCUGUGUGGAGCCUUUGCAGCAGCUUAUGAAAGUGCGCAGUAUGGGCUUAAGCCUUUCGGUGAGACAGAAUAUAACAACUUUAUGACACUCCUGCAUGAGCUGUUAUCAUGCAUCCGGCACAAAGGUAUGAAGAGUAAGAAAUCAAGUCAGUCAAGUUCCCAGCAUAAACAGCACACUUCCAGCAGCCAGCGUACCCACAUCAGUAGGUCCACUGGUAGUCAGAAGACAAGGAGUCCGACGAAACCAAUCAGCAAAGGUGAUGUCAAAGCGGACCAACCAGGAGCCAGUACUAGCCAGAUGGAGUGGAACACGGAGAACAUUCCUAUGAGCCGCAUCGCGUUGGGUCACGUGACCAAAAGGAACCACUCCAAAGCCGUCGGGAGGUCGGAGGAGUCGGUGGAACUCCUUGAGAGGAAACGAACAUCGCGGGGCUCUGACGCGGGCAGCGACAUCGACCGGGGUUCACGCACCAGAACCUCCAAUUCGUCGUCCAGCCGAAGUGAGGAGACGCAGCCUCUGAUGCCCAGCAGACUUGUGCAGCAGGAGUCGGUGUCUGAGGACAUUUUGUGAUAGACUCUCAGCAGAUGGUGCCUCGAGACUUCCAGCAUUUAUUGAAACAGUCCAUGGCCGAGACGUAACAGGGAAAGUAUGUCACAAAAUAUCUUUUAAAUUGUCGACUAUUUCAGAACUACUUCAAAUCUGUUUUUGAAGUUUAUUGUAAAGCUUGUUCCAUUUUCUUUCAUGAUUAUAGUCAUUACAUUUCAAGGGGUUUAGUAUUGUGUAGAAUUUAAAAUGAUAUAUGUAUUUAUUGAAAGACUUCAGUAUUAGAGUUUUAAUACAAUGACCUUUUUUUUAAUGGAAGUUUUAUUUCAUUGGAAUAGGUAACAGUACUUUAUAUACAACCUGUACAUACAAUGGGUGAUGAUAUUUCAUGUGAGGAAAUCUUAAUGGUCAUUGCCGAACAUGAAUAUGUAUACCAUGUAUAGGUAUAAUUGUGUGUCACUGUUGUACAUGGUGUUGAGCGGUCAGCCAUCAUCUUUUUGCCAGAAUUGAUGCCGGUUGUUUCUUUGGACCGUUUUGAGUGUGGGUAAACUGUAUGUACCUCAGGAAGAUGACUGGUUAGACACAGAUUUCAUUUUUAAAGUGCCCAAUGACUGUGGUCAAUCUCAGUGGAAAACCAACGCUGGUCUUUCUCCCAAAGAACCAGUAUAAGUGAACUUCCCUUCCGCUAAGGUUGCAAAUCAAAUUUGGAAGCUUCCAUUAAGGGCAAUAGUGCAGUCAUCGACAACUGCAUGUGAGAUCAUGUUCACCAUUUGAACACAAAGUGAGCAUUCUGUAAAUGUUUAUAUUGUUUUUCCUUCAUUACCAGCCAAUACUAAACAUUUCCAUGUCAGGUACUCUACGGUCAACCAAAGAAUUCUGUUAUUAUCACCAUGAUUUUCUUUUUUAUUACAUGAUGAACAACUUCCACCGAGUCAGCAAUAGUGAUAUACAUUGUUUUGCACUGGGAACAUGUACAUGUGGGAGGUUAAAAAACCACUGAAAUCAAAACUGAAUCAAACUAGAACAUUUGUCAUUGCAUGUUGUGAGUUGCACCAGUGGGUAGACGCACCUUGAGAGCACCUUGGAAAUCCAUCCAAAUCCUGUAAAUUUGUGAAGAUUGUAACAAUCGAAAACCAUUGAACAAAAAUGACAAUCAGGUCUUCAUUUGAGCCACAAUUGCAACACGAUACUGCAGUGGUCCAAUAUGUUGUAUGCUGUUAUAUUUAUAGCAGGCGACCUUAAAGUGGCAGAGUACACUGUGUAACUUCGUAGUGCUUGCUAGGCUGGUGUUUAAUCAGGCUGGCACUGCACAGUGCCACAAAAUUCAAUGUUGUAUUUUGUUGCUUCGGCAUGGUUCUCAUGUCUGCCAUGUUGGAUUUUGCUGCAUUUAGCCGUGUGCCUGACAAGAACCCCAUGGGGUUUGGGCAAGUCUUCUUUCACUACUGAUUGCAUUUUAUCCACAGAUGACGUUGAUACUGAUGCAGCAUAACCUGACCAUAGUGGGAGAAGCAAGUCUUUAAAAAGCAACAGCUUGACAAAAUAUAUUACCACAAAGUUGACUCCCUCAGGCAUUUUGAAAUAGCCUGUAACUACCAGAUUUACAGAAACAUUUCCUGCCACCAUUUAUCUAUGCUUAUGUUUUUAAUUCUAUCAAGGAAACCUGAUUAUCAAAGCUUUUGAACAGUGGCAUAUCCAGUAGGGGGGUGUUUCUCGCCCAACAUCUUGUUGAAUGAGCCUAAAGCCGCAUUCACUUUAGAAUUUACCUCCCCCCCCAAACACACACCAAAAGCUGGAUACUCUACUGCCUUUGAAGAUACAUGUACCUCCUCAAAUCAAAAUCAAAAGAUGAGGCGCUUUUGUCAGGACACUGUCUUAAGUGCUCCGUUCCCAAGUUUACACCCAGCACGAUCAGAAAAUUGGAUAUUUUGGCCAAGGCAUUUGAACAUACCGUAAUUCCAUCCUCUUAUCUGUACAUGUACUAUUGUAAAAUACAAGUGCCAUUUUAAAGUACUUUUCUUUUUUACAAUAAAAUCUGAAACUUUCUAAUAU